AUGGACGACUCUUCACUCAGAGAACUACAGGGUCUUGAUCUCGAACACCAAGGCGAAGUUAUCUCAUCUAUACCUCUCAAUCUCGCCUUUACGAGUUUUCUAAUUGAAAAUUUAUUUGCCUGGUUUUGGAUGAUUGGGAUUCAAUAUUUCCUUUUUAAAGUGUUACAUCAACAUCAACCUCAAAAUCGGGCUCGACAUCGAAAUGAAAAACCCCUCCGACCCUCACGCUCCUCACAUUGCGAAAAUCCCACAUCAGAAAUCCAAGCACCUUCUCCCAGCGAAUCCUACCUCCUCGUCACACUCUUCUGGCUCCUUCAUUCUCUCCUCAAUACCCUCCUAAUAUCUCUCCUAAAUACUUUCGUAUCUCUCCUCUCCACCCCCGAAACCAUACACACUUAUCUCGAAUGGCGUUCUACGAUCUACAAUCUCCACUACUGGGCCUUUAGCAUGGGUGACGAAUCUCCCAUUUACCGCUUUGCAAAACUUCUCGUGCUGGAAGUGAUAUUUUCUUGGUUUCUUUCGCAAGUAUCUCUAUGGGUGAUGGAUACGGUAAUUCCGUUUUGGGGGGAGCUACGACGAGAUUCUGAUUUUCGAGGAAUGUUGAGAAGCGUGGGGAGAAGGACGGGGGAGAUUUAUAAGUUCAUGUUUAUGAUCGAUUGGAGUCAUGAUUUUGAGUUUUCUCAAUCGUCGAAUGCGCAAUUACUAAAUGGUAGUGACGUAUCGACAUCACCCGAUGAAAACCACGACCAAAAGAAAGAACAAAUCAUCGAGCUAUCCCGCCAACGAAGCGAAAGUCUGAGUUCGGAAAAGGGCACUCAGGAGCGAAAAUUGGAUUGGAAGUUGAUUAUUGAUGCGUCGGCAUUGAAUGAGAUGAAGGAGAUGUUGGGGCCGGCGGGAGGCUUUGGGGAGUUGGGAUUUAGUGUGGCGAGGGAUCGAGUGUGUUUGGGGGCAGUGAGUAGGGGGUCGAGUUUUAUGGUUACGUUUGGGUUGGAGGGGGUGGAGGGGGGUGAUUGUGCGGCGGGUGCUACGGGGGACAAGGGUGGAGAUAGGGGGAAAGAGGAGAAGAGAGGGGAGAAGAGGGAGAGGAGGAGGGGAACGGAGAUUAGGAGGAGUGAUGGGAGGAUAUAA
Molecule: messenger RNA, 1128 nt
Organism: Botrytis byssoidea
Lineage: Eukaryota; Fungi; Ascomycota; Leotiomycetes; Helotiales; Sclerotiniaceae
Exons: 1
Coding region: 1-1128 (375 amino acids)
Source: RefSeq, a predicted model, not a curated record